This is a messenger RNA of Panicum hallii, 1504 nucleotides long. RefSeq names its product E3 ubiquitin-protein ligase MBR2-like. The transcript has 6 exons. The record is from RefSeq and is a predicted model, not a curated record. The coding region runs from base 156 to 1241 and encodes 361 amino acids. NCBI's taxonomy places the organism in Eukaryota, Viridiplantae, Streptophyta, Magnoliopsida, Poales, Poaceae. Gene Ontology annotation, molecular function: ubiquitin protein ligase activity.
GUUGGCUCGUCUCUCUCUCCUCGCCGAGGACGGAGGAGGAGCGAUAGAGAGAAGGAAGGCGGGCGGGAGGCCCCGGCGCGACGGAGAAGGGAGAGGAGACGACGCCCGGUCCUCCGUGUUUCCUUGGAUGCGGCAACAACAGUUGAAUAUCUGAUAUGGAUGAAGCCAUGGGAAGGCGAACAGCCAGUGGCCUUCUUGUCACCAAAGGAGGCUCAAUUCUUCUCUUCAGGGAGGAAAGCCCGCGCCACAAGGCCAGUGUUUGUUGUACACGGCUUGGAUGCAGCAGUAAGCUUUUCCCAAACAAAGACAUGAAGAUGCACAAGACAUCGAAGGAAACAUCAGGUCCUCAGAGAUCACAAGUUUUGAGGAAAUCUAACAGGAUGUCCCCUCAAGGAAGUAUUUCUUAUGAUGGAAGCACCGGCAGGGAUGCAGCAAGUACUUUUGGUGAGGCUGACAAUAAACCAAGAAGAAGAGAAAAUGCCGGACGUGAUCUACUGGCCCGGUUGAAAGAAAGGGUCAAUGCAUCAAGAAAGCGCUCAUUGAGUGGAGGGAGUAGUCCCUGCCUAUCACCAUCAAACACAUCCAACUCUGGUUCCUUAAGUAGCCGAUCGAUUUCAAGAUCCAUAUGUCGGCCAGCUUCAAGAAUGAGAAAGGAUGGAGGAAGAGUUGCAGAAGCUGUCAGGAUGCAUAGAGCCAGAGACAGUAGUGGAAGUACUAGGGAAGAUGUGCGAAGAAACUCCAACCAAGAUCCGUCAGGCAGGUGUCUUUCUCGAAGCUUGUUCAGACACAGGACUGGAAUUCAGAGAGGUCCAGUAUCUUCAUUGGAGGACAGUUUGGAUGAUUCCAAUGAAUACUGGCGCUUUGAUAUGGAUGAAAGUGAAGAGGUUGAAGAUUACUAUGUCUUUAACGAUCGGCAUAGGGGAAUGAGAAUGGACAUUGAUGACAUGUCUUAUGAGGAAUUACUUGCUCUUGGGGAGAGAAUCGGUACUGUAAGCACUGGCCUUUCAGAUGGUGCACUUUCUGAGUGUUUGAAGAGAAGCAUCUAUGUGCCCACAACUUCGACAAGCCAUGAAGAUGGUGACCUCAAAUGCAUCAUAUGUCAGGAGGAGUAUUUUUCUGGUGUGGAGGUGGCCAAGAUGGCAUGCGAGCACUACUACCAUGUCACUUGCAUCCAACAGUGGCUUGGGCAAAAGAACUGGUGCCCGAUCUGUAAAUCCGUCGCUUCUGCUGUCAGCUCGUAGAGUUCUUACAGAAACAAAGAAACCUAUAGAUUCAUUAUAUUUACAUAGGACUACGUUGUAUCUUUCUGUUUCUAGAAUGAAUUAUUCCUUUCAAUCCCAAGCUGUCCAUCUCGUUCAAUUCAUACUCAGCCAAAGCAAGCUAAAUGUAGCAGGAAAAUAAGUCCAAGCAGAAAGGGUUUUUCUCAGUUUUGAUAUUGAAGAACUGAAGUCUGUUAAAGCCUGUCUUUCUCUAUCUUUUUAUAGAAACACCAAGAAUUCUUCAC